This is a messenger RNA of Dermacentor silvarum, 327 nucleotides long. RefSeq lists its product as uncharacterized. The transcript has a single exon. Bases 1 to 327 code for a protein of 108 amino acids. The record is from RefSeq and is a predicted model, not a curated record. Lineage: Eukaryota; Metazoa; Arthropoda; Arachnida; Ixodida; Ixodidae.
AUGCCGAACACGUGUUGCGUGCCGGGUUGCCGUUCCGGCUACAAGGGCACGACCGAAAUGGUGUCGUUGUUCCGUUUGCCUAUUGACAAGGAGCUGCGCGAGAAAUGGAAGUGGGCCAUACCGCGGCAGGAAGGUGGCGGUUUUAACUUCGAAUGCGCGAAACAUUUCGACGCCUCCGACAUCGUCACUGCGUACAAUUUCAACAUCAACGGCGACGCCGUGUCCCUGGAGCGUGAGCAGCCGACGCUGAAGACUAACGCCAUUCCAAGGAUUUUUGAAGGCCUUCCAGCGUACCUCACGAAGCCCAAACCUAUAUUUGCAUUAUGA